Messenger RNA from Argiope bruennichi, 4280 nucleotides. Its product is annotated as GAS2-like protein 1. Bases 753 to 2939 code for a protein of 728 amino acids. Gene Ontology annotation, biological process: protein localization to microtubule plus-end; actin crosslink formation; regulation of microtubule polymerization or depolymerization. Gene Ontology annotation, cellular component: cytoplasm; microtubule plus-end; stress fiber. The transcript has 7 exons. The record is from RefSeq and is a predicted model, not a curated record. Lineage: Eukaryota; Metazoa; Arthropoda; Arachnida; Araneae; Araneidae. Gene Ontology annotation, molecular function: microtubule binding; actin filament binding; cytoskeletal adaptor activity.
AUCUGUUGUCGCGUCAUUGAGCAAUUCUCAUCUGUUGGUCGGCAGAGGUCGCUGUAGUGUACGGAUGAAAUGUUUUGGCAUGCUAUGUAUAGGAUGGAAAUGUUCGAACAUCACUCGUUUAACUCGGCGUUCGUCCACCGGAGACUGGUUUAGCAUGUUUACUUAGAGCGCGCGCUCUUUAUAAUCCUUUGCGCCCGACUUUGGCAGUUCAUUAAAGCGACCGAGCGUCACACCUGCGUAUCGGCAUUUCCUCAUCGUCCCAUUUACGAGUUACCUGGUUUCCAAGCGCACCUGUGCGCGCAUCGUUUCGGAAGUUCUAGCUGUCUUCUUUAUUUUUGCUAUUAAGAAUUAUGUAAACAUUUUAUUCUUAAUCGAAAUUUUUGCGAAUAUAAAUAUCGUUUGCAUAUUUUUAUCAUUUUUUUUUUCGUUCGAAUAUAAAUAUCGUUUGGUGAUUUAUCAAAAAUUUAUUACUUUUUUUUGUUAUUUUUUGCGGCAAAAUAGUUUUUAAAGUUUAUUUUACAACAUUAAUUUUUUCUGCAGCAAAUAAUACAUCCGUCUUAACUUAUUAUUUUUUAUUGCAAAUAUAAAUUAAUUUUUUAUAGCGAAUUAAUGGAAUCUAAAUAUUAAAUCAAAAUAAAAAGGAAACAAGAUUUCCGUUUAAUUAAAAAACAUGAAAACAUGUUUUUAAUAAUCUCAUUGAAUAGUGAAUAUUGAAAAGUAACAAUCCUUUUUAAGAAUUGCUUUCUGAAAAAAUGACCGAAUACAAGCAGAAGAUGGAAGAUUGUGACAAUCAAAUAAUGACAGGGAAUGGCGUAGAGCCCCCUGAUUUCGAAGUUACUCUUUUGGAACCUAGGCCUUUCAGGCCUUUUAAGAGUUCUGAAGAAUAUUUAUAUGCUAUGAAAGAGGAUCUUGCAGAAUGGUUGAAUGGAUUAUAUGAAGGCUUAGAUCUGGAUGCUGAUAAUUUCUUAGAAGAGAUGGAAACAGGAGUUAUUCUGUGUCAACAUGCCAACAAUGUAGUGCGAAAAGCAAGAGAAUAUUACAGGAGUGGAGGGGCCAUUCAUGGGGACGUUCCUAUACCAGAUCGUGAUGUCGUCUACCGUUAUGAUGUUCUACCAGAAACAUUCCACGCUCGGGACAAUGUCAGCAACUUCAUCAGCUGGUGUCGUUCUUUGAACAUCAAGGAAUGCUUGCUCUUCGAGACGGACGAUCUUGUAUUGAGGAAAAAUGAACGAAGCUUCAUCCUGUGCUUGCUGGAGGUCGCCAGAAAGGGCGUCAAAUUUGGAAUGCCCGCUCCUCUUCUGGUUCAACUUGAGCAGGAAAUAGAUGCCGAGAUCGCCAACGAUGACGAUGGAUAUGAAACACUGCAUACCAGGCAGCAAGUCGUCACUAAUGAUCUCAGGAGCUUACAUGAAAGGGUUGUAGAUCUACUGAGCAGAUGCACAUGCCCUUCACAGUUUCCCAUGAUACGAGUUGCCGAUGGCAAGUAUCGAAUCGGAGACACCAAAGUACUUAUAUUUGUUAGGAUUCUUCGAAGUCACGUGAUGGUACGAGUCGGAGGUGGCUGGGACACCUUGGAACACUACUUGGACAAACAUGACCCUUGCAGAUGCAGAUCUGGGCAUCGAACAUCCACAUCUGCAAAGCUAACAAUGGUGCAAGGCAAGAGUUCCAUCCCCAGUAUGCACGUGACGUACAAUAGACCACCUCAGGCACCGUCUAGUACUCCAUCAUCCCCUCAAAGCCACCGUCGAUCUUUAUCCUACAUGUCCCCAACUCCAGCAAGACGUUGUCCCCACCCUUCGUCAUCUCCGCCCACCACUGGUCGACCCUUGCCACUCCAGCCUUUGCCAUGCAGUGAUGAUUCGUCCACUUCUAGUCUCCAGGACACUCUAGAAAGAAAAUCUCCGCCCAAAAGACCACCUCGUCGUGUCUCCAGGGAAGGCGCAACCUCUUCUGAUGAAGAUGGCGAAAAUUCUGAUGAUGACACUUUCAAGAGAAGACCAAGACGAUCGAUCGAAAGAAGAGAGCUUGUCUUCAAGGACACUGUGCCUUCCUCCUGGAAAUACUCACCAGGUGUGCCGAGAAAAGACUAUUCACAGCAACCGGUGACUGUCGCUUUUGGGGCAGGCAUACAGCGAAAGAUGAGUGAUGGUGGCAAUUCGAACAGCCGCUUACCUGCUUUGACGCCUAGGAUUGAGAACAAACAGCCACCAAAAAUAGGGAAAGUUUCGCCGCAACGCCAUUAUCAGCAAAACUGGAACGAAACUCGUUCUCAAAGCUCAGAAGAUUUAUUCCAAACUCCUUCAUCAGGUCCAGCGCAAACGAAGAACCUGAUAUUCCAUUCCAGAGGCCCAUCCCCCGUGAAUGCCAAAGGAAGAAACGCAGCCAUUAUUGAAAGCAGUUUCAGAAGAUGCGACCCCAAGAGACAUUCUUCGCCAAGAAUCAACCAACGACCAAAUACCAAAAUGCAACUUUCGCCUCCGAAAUUCCAACCCAGAACAACUGUGAUGCAACAAAAUGCCCGCAACAUACAACAGAACAAUCAACAACAACAACCUACAAGAAGAAUGUUUUGGUCUCCUGAAAGACAAUCUCUGCCCAAAACUGUUUUGCAGCGAAAGAACUCUGCCCCGUCGCCUGAAAAAUUAGCAUCUCCUGUUGUUGAAAAACUUCUUCAGCAUAGUGACCUCUGUAAUGAUAAGAAUUUUAUCCAAAAAAUUGAACAGCUGAUCGAAGAAUUCCAAGCCAAGACAAAAUUCGAUGAUUCUAACGAUUUUGAUGGCGUGAUUCAGUAUAAUUCUUUACCAGUCAAUCUUAAUGAUGAAAUAGAUUCGAAACCUAUUCGUCUGCCACCUAGAAAAUCACCAGUCGAGAACAAUUCUGGCAAAUCGCCAUCAAAAAUACCUUUGCCUGUCUGGUAUUCUAAAUGCCAUUCUUAAAAGUGUUCUUUACGAAUAUUCAAAUUGAACAACAGAUACCAUAGUUGUUAAAUUAUCAGUUCCCUGCUGAUAAUUUGAUCGAAACACGAUUUGUGAUUUGAUAUCGCUCGAUUUGUGAUUUUAUAUCGUUCGAAGCCUUAACAGAAUGAAAUGUUAGUGAGAAAUGCGAUCAGGUGUAUCUAUCGCAUUACAAGUUGUGUAGGCACAUAUAUUUUUGCCUUGCCUACAGGUCUAGUCAGGAGCCAAUUAGAGGUAUUUUUCGAGUUAUAUGUUGUGUAAGAUGAAUAUCCCGCAGACUGGAAGUCAAAAUUGGGAUAAGCGAUUUCGCUAAGGUAUCCUGACUGUAUAUUAGACAAAAGACUGAUAUUUUAAAUACACAUUUAGAAAAAAAAAUGAUAAUGGAUUUUUCAGUUCUCAUAUUGCAUUUAUACAGUGUAUGAAUGGAACUUAAAAAAAAUCGAAAUAGUUCGUCUCCAGUUUUUUUAUUUUAUUAUAUUUUUUCUGAAAAUCUUCAUUUGAAUCUUUAUUUUACAUCUACACAUUUUUAUGAGAAAUUUAAAAUAUUAAUCAGUUGAAGUAAGUGUUAUUUUUCUCUCAAGACUGAUUAAAGAAACUCACACAUUAACAUUUUUUUAAUACUAUUUCGUUAUUUUUUUUUGUGUGUGUAUGAAGUCAUUAAUGCUGAAAGUUAUUAUCUUUAAUAUGUGAUAUAAAUUGUUUCGAAAGCUAUUUUCUACAUAAUAUUCUGAAAGUAAUAAUUGAUUGUUUCCCAUUCGUAUUGCUAAGUCAAUAAUUGUGUUGCAAAAUUAAUGGUAAAUUUUUGUGACUUGUUUUUAUUUUUGAGUAUUCAGUUAAUUUAUUCUAUGUAAUAAAACAUAGAAUUUUCUAACAUCUAGUAACUACAAAUAGCAGUGAUUUGCAUUUCGAAACUUAAGUUACAUAUAUUAGAAGCUUGUUUUUAUAGUAUAAAAUAAUACGAGAGAUGCAAGACUUAUUUUAUUGUCCACGGCUUUUAUUGAAGGUGAUUAUUGAUAUAUUUUGAACAUUCCAGUUAUAUUGAAUUGCUGUGUGAUUUUUUUUAUAAUAUCCUUUAAAUAGUGAAUGGUUGAAGCCAGAAAUAGCCUUCUGCUUGCUGGAAAUGAUAUUUUUAUAAUUAAAUAUUAACAUUUAAUACAUUUUUAAUAUAUGCUUAGUUAUUAACUAAAAUUUUUAAUUGAAACCCCCGAAGUGCCAAAAAUGAUUUCUGCGGGUACUUAAGAACUUAAGGAUAUUAUUUUCUUGAUAUAAAUAAUGCUACUAACAAAGUAUUAUUUUGUAAUAAAUGAUAUUUUCUAUUCAGAA